AUGAAGCGCAAGCUUGAAGCGCAAGUUGAUGUUGAAGUUGAAUCGCAACCGCUCAACUUCUGGAAGAAGCAGCUUCGUUCGAAGCUCCCUCGCCGCCGCCGACGACAGAUCUUUCCGAUAAUUCAAAAUUAUUCUACAAUUUCGAACAAUAUUUCGGAGUUCAGAGCAGUAAGUGAAGUCUCGUACGAUUCUAGCGAAGUCUCAGUUAACCCAAAGAAGCCUUUGCGUAAAUCUGAAAAUGAAGCCGGAGAUGAGUAUCGGAGAUUUACAAGAUCUUAUUACAGGAAUAAAGUGGAAAAUGAGAGUAGAAAGUAUGAUGAGUUGGAGUUACAGGAGAGUUCAUGCGUUGAAUCGUCUUCUGGAGCUGUUGUGUUUGAAAGUUCUAGGAAAAAAGGGUUGAAGUUGAAGAGAAAAAAUAUACAGAGUGAGGAUUCGGAGGCAAUUACCAUAUCGGAAGUUUCUAGUGUUCCUCAGUUUUCAUUUCUCAAGGAAGUGAAGAAAAAUUAUAAUUCUGUUGAAAUUACUCAAGACGAGGCCACUUCAAAAAUGUCUAACAUUCAAUUUUUUUCUGGUGAUUUGUCCACGAAAGUGUUGAGUCGUGGAGCUGAGAAAUCUGAGGUUUCACUUGAAAACGAUGUCGUUUCAUUGAACUCUGUGGAAAAUUCAAUCAAAAUCAAUGGAAACGGAGCAGGAAAGAACGAUGGCGUUGUCUCGGAGGUUUCAGCCAACUGCUGCGAGUCAGGUGCUAGCAAGAGUAUUCUGGAAGACGCUGCACCUGACAUUAAUUUGGCUUGCUCGGAGCAUUUCUCGAGCUGCAGCUUUCUGGAUGGUGAAGAAGAGAACCAGAAGUCGUCGGAUAUUUUCACGGAGACUUCCGGUAUGGAGUUCGAAUAUUCAGAUGAUACACCGUUGUUUUCUUUCGAUUCUGGAAGUCAAUUUUCAGAAAAGUCAAUUGAAGAUGAGAGUACUUCGCCUAUGUUUCAUUUGUUCAAGCAGUUUAAACAACAGUUCCGCAGAUCAACGUUUGCCAUCGAUAGUACUUCUAAAACCUGUGAAAAAUAUGAUUCUCGCGACGCUUUACUUGGACUUGAACAAAAAGAAGAUGAAGAGAGCUACAGGAUGCUGAGGGAAAGAGAGAGGCGGCAAGUGUAUCUGUUCGACUAUGCAGAGGAAUACUGUUCAAUCACUGACUAUGGCCAUCUUGUCAUUCAGCAACGCCUACAGAUGGUUCAUUGGAUUGUUGAGCAUGCUACAAAUAAGGAGCUUCAGAAAGAGACAAUGUUCUUAGGUGUCAGCCUUCUUGAUCGAUUUCUAUGUAAAGGGUACUUCACAAACAAGAGGAAUCUUCAGAUCGUUGGCAUUGCCUGCCUCACGCUAGCUAUCAGGAUUGAAGAAAAUCAGCCUUCCAACUGCGUGCGUAGGAAGACAUUCAAUGUAGGAAGUACUGCAUAUGGCAGAAGUGAAGUGGUGGCUAUGGAGUGGCUGGUGCAGGAAGUCCUUAACUUCAAAUGCUUCCUACCCACCUAUUACAAUUUUCUAUGGUUCUACCUCACUGCUGCAAGAGCAAAUGAGCAAGUGAAGAGGACGGCCAGAUACCUAGCAAUACUUGCACUGCUGGGCCAUCAACAACUAUGUUUUUGGCCCUCAACUGUUGCAGCUGGCCUAGCCAUCCUUGCUUCUGUUGCAACAAAUCAAGAUGCAUCCUGCCGCCUGCUUACAGAGUCUCACGCAAUACAGAUGGACAAUGAUUUACCUGAAUGCAUAAAGAGCUUGGAAUGGUUAGUGAAGUACAUACACUAG
Messenger RNA from Fraxinus pennsylvanica, 1800 nucleotides. NCBI's taxonomy places the organism in Eukaryota, Viridiplantae, Streptophyta, Magnoliopsida, Lamiales, Oleaceae. The record is from the annotation of a GenBank genome assembly.